Molecule: messenger RNA, 1776 nt
Organism: Megalobrama amblycephala (Wuchang bream)
Lineage: Eukaryota; Metazoa; Chordata; Actinopteri; Cypriniformes; Xenocyprididae
Product: gastrula zinc finger protein XlCGF26.1-like
Exons: 3
Coding region: 157-1599 (480 amino acids)
Cellular component (GO): nucleus
Source: RefSeq, a predicted model, not a curated record
CUGCACUUUUGUGAUAUUAGACAUUAGCGUAUGAACAGGACUUUUAUUUUGUUCAGGAGAUAUGACAUCACACGAGCGCGCCGCUCUGCUCCAUCUGUUGUGAUUCGGCUGAAGAAAGAGUGAAGCAAAUGAGAUCCACAUGACACUAUAAUAAAGAUGGCGUGUAUUAAAGAGGAGAGUGAAGAAAUUAAGAUUGAAGAAGUAUUCAGUCUGAAACAAGAAGAUACUGAGGAACAAACAGACCUGAAGGCGCUGAAAGAAGAGAGUCAAGAACCGAAUAAAAAGGAAGAUAAAAAUCAGUAUGAGAAACAUAACGAUUUCCUAACUGGAGAAAAGUCUAGUAGUCGCUCACAGACUAAAAAGACUUUGUCUAAAAAAAGAGCUAAAAAGAAAAGAACUAAAAGUAAUUUCACCUGCCAACAAUGUGGAAAAAGUUUCAUUCAAAAUGAAAGCCUUAAAAACCACAUUAGAGUUCACACUGGAGAGAGGCCUUUCACCUGCCAACAGUGUGGAAAAAGUUUCACUCAAAAAGGAAACCUGAAAUCCCACAUGAAAACUCACACUAGAGAGAAACCUUUCACCUGCCAACAGUGUGGAAAAAGUUACACUCAAAAAGGAAGCCUUAAACUCCACAUGAGAAUUCACACUGGAGAGUACCCUUUCACCUGCCAACAGUGUGGGAAAAGUUUCACUCAAAAAGGAGGCCUUAAAUGGCACAUGAAAAGUCACAGUGUAGAGAAGCCUUUCACAUGCCCUGAAUGUGGAAAAGGUUUUAAAUAUAAAACAACCCUUAGAGGCCACAUGCGAAUUCACACUGGAGAGAAGCCUUUCACCUGCAAACUGUGUGGUAAGAGUUUUACACAUAGAUCAACCCAUAAUGCCCACAUGAGAGUUCACACUGGAGAGAAGCCGUAUGUAUGCAGUGAGUGUGGAAACAGUUUCAGAUUUAAAGUAAUUCUUGCUGACCACAUGAAGAGUCAUUCAAGAGAGAAAUGUCACCAGUGUGGAAUGAGUUUUACAGACAGCGAUCACCUUAAGAGACAUGUAAAAAUUCACAUUGGCGAGAGGCCUUUCAUGUGCGAUCACUGUGGAAAGAGUUUCACACUUAAAUCAAAUCUUAAAAUUCACAUGAGAGUUCACACUGGAGAGAAGCCUUUCACCUGCCCUCAUUGUGGAAAGAGUUUUACGAUGAAAGGAAAUCUUCAGACUCACAUGAGGCUUCACACUAGAGAGAAGCCUUACAAGUGUCAGAAGAGUUUCACAUAUCAAAGUGCCCUGAAAAGUCAUUUACAAACUCAUAAUGGAAAGAAAUUACAAUGUUCUGAGUAUGACGAGAGGUUUACGAAGAGGAGCAAUUUAAGAAGUCACCUGCACAUUCACUCUGGAGGAAGGCAGUUUAAUUGUGAUAAGUGUAAUAAAACAUUUCCUUUGCCAUCACACUUAAAGAUACACAUGAAAACUCAUGCAGAUGUGAGACCCUAUUAUUGUUCUUUUUGUGGAAAGCGUUUUAAAUGGCUCAGCCAUUUAAAAUGGCACCAGAAAAUAUGUAUCUCUGUGAAAUCAAAGCUACGUUCAUGUCCUGUAAUUUCCGUUGUAUAGGGUUGUCACUCAUAUAUUUGAUUCAGUUUGAAAUCAGUGUAUUGCAUCUGCAUAGCAUUCUGAUAGUAUGUCUUUUUGAUAUUUUGUUUACCUUAUGCUAAAAUGCAUUACAUUCUUUUUUUCUCUCUUUUUUUUAAACCAUUGCCAAUUAAAACCCAUAUAUAUUCAGAUCCUUAA